AUUGGCUACUCGCAGCCUCUUUGCUCUAAUUUAAUCGUACCUGUUUGUCGGCGUGUACUUUUAGCUCGCGAUCCAGCCGAAAUUGAACGCAGUAACUUGGUAAAUAUUUGUAAGCUCGUGGUUAAGGAAUUAUUGGAGCAAUCAUUAAGGUUCGGACGUAUGUUAGACUCGGAUCACUUACCGCUGCAGCACUUCUUCAUUGUAAUAGAGCAUGUGUUAGGUCAUGGUUUGCGUCCAAAGAAGGGUCUUUUGGGGCCACGCAAAGAAUUAUGGGACCUGCUUCAAAGUGUAGAAAGCUAUUGUCCUGAAGCACAGGACAUAACAGCUAGCGUUCGUGAUCUUCCCACUGUGCGGACGCACAUUGGCCGUGCUCGCGCUUGGCUGCGCAUAGCAUUGAUGCAGAAGAAACUGGCCGAUUAUCUGCAGGCACUUAUCGAGCAUCGCGAUGACUCGCUCUACGAAUAUUAUGAGCCACAUGCGCUAAUGAUGAGCGAUGAGAUUGUUGUCAUAAUGGGUAUCUUAGUAGGCCUAAAUGUGAUUGAUUGUAAUUUGUGCGUGAAAGAAGAAGAUUUGGAUUCACAGCAGGGUGUUAUCGAUUUUUCCCUUUAUUUGCGUUCGAGUUCGCGGAGUAACGAUAACGAUGAGGAAAUCAAUCAAUCACUGGAGGCGAAUGGUCAGGGCAAUAUGAUAGCCGUAUUGGACCAGAAGAACUAUAUUGAAGAGCUCAAUAGACAUUUAAAUGCCACGGUAGGUAAUCUUCAGGCCAAAGUUGAGUCUCUUACCACUACAAAUGCGUUAAUGAAGGAGGAUCUUGCGAUUGCGCGUAAUAGCCUAUUGGCAUUACAAGCUGAGAAUCAGGCGCUGCGUCAAAGCACCACAAAAGAUACUCCUUCAUCCAAUGCUGAAGCCAGUCCAAACAAAUCAACAGAUCGAGCGAAUAAAGCAACUAUCGAAUCGCUCACUGCCGAAUUAAGUGAAGAGAAAAAGAAAACUCAAGAGUUAGAUAAGGAGUUAAAACUACAAAUAUCACUAAAAGCCGAAUCCGAUAUGGCAAUGAAAUUGCUGGAGAAGGAUAUACACGAAAAACAGGAUACGAUUGUAUCACUGCGACGACAAUUAGACGAUAUUAAACAAAUUAAUUUGGAAAUGUAUCGCAAAUUACAGGAAUGUGAAGACGAACUCACACAAAAGGGUGAGAUGGUUUCACGUCUACAAACGAAAGCAUCGCAAAUUGGCAACAUUUUGCAGUCAUUAGAGAAAAAAUACGAGUCUAAGUUAGAGCAGCAACAGCAACAACAACAGAUAGGUAGUCAACCAGGUGGAGAAAAAUCGCCCAGUACACGUCGUCAGCAAAACCUACAAAAAUUCGAAGCACUUACUAAAAAGCACCGCCAGGAUAUCGGACCACCAGUUAAGCGUUUACAUCUAAAGGUCGACGCUAUACCACCUUUUAAUCCUAAUAAUUACCGUAAAUCACCAUCAGCAUCCGUUGCGCCUGAAAAACUAGAGACUGAAGGUGAACUUAAAACGCCAACCUCGGCCAAAUCAUUCACCGAAGUAGAUAAAUCGUACACAGAGAAACUGAUGGACACCUGCAAAAGUGACUAUGCGCUUUCGGAAGGGAAAAUAUAAAAUUGAUAAAGAAUAAUUUUAAUUAAAAUUUGAGGCUUGGCAUUAAUUUUAUUUUACACGUAAAUGUAUGUAUAAACGAAAACUCGGAAAAUUUCAAUAUUUAGUGAUUGGUGUGAAACCAAAUAAAACUUACCAAUGCUUUUAAAAAUAACUACAUAGUUAUUAGAUUUUUGA
This is a messenger RNA of Rhagoletis zephyria (snowberry fruit fly), 1806 nucleotides long. RefSeq names its product protein RUFY3. Lineage: Eukaryota; Metazoa; Arthropoda; Insecta; Diptera; Tephritidae. Gene Ontology annotation, cellular component: cytoplasm. The record is from RefSeq and is a predicted model, not a curated record.